GGCGAGAACUCGUCUCUGUUCUGGGUGGGCAAAACAACCCCACGUCAGAAAGUCGCGACGGUGAGCCGUGCGCCGCGUGUGAAUAACGCCGGCAGGGCAGCGAGUUUAAAAUGUCGGUUUUUCACGACGAGGUUGAAAUCGAGGACUUUGAGUACGACGAAGAAACGGAAACGUACUACUUUCCGUGUCCGUGCGGAGACAGAUUCGCCAUCGCGAAGGAGGAUCUGGAGAAUGGCGAAGAGGUGGCCACCUGUCCAAGCUGCUCACUUAUAGUCAAAGUCAUUUACGACAAGGAGCAGUUCAUGUGUGGGGAAGUCAUUGAAGCACCGGCUGCGUCUGAAGCAAAACUGGAGGUGGCCUAGAGAUGACAGCUAUCACCAUCAUCAUCAACUAUAUUUUUGGCCAAAGACCGUACGAGGAAUAUUUGGACCUGAUGUCCUCGGCUCCACUACCACGAAAUAGCU
Messenger RNA from Pygocentrus nattereri (red-bellied piranha), 464 nucleotides. It is a transcript of the gene dph3, whose product is annotated as diphthamide biosynthesis 3. The coding region runs from base 111 to 362 and encodes 83 amino acids. Gene Ontology annotation, molecular function: metal ion binding. Lineage: Eukaryota; Metazoa; Chordata; Actinopteri; Characiformes; Serrasalmidae. The record is from RefSeq and is a predicted model, not a curated record. Gene Ontology annotation, biological process: protein histidyl modification to diphthamide. The transcript is spliced from 3 exons.